AUGGAGAAAGUCAAGUAUCGUUGUCGAUCUGUCCACCCUCUUACUUGCAAUGCCAUGGUCCUCACCGGGCUUAUUGUGGACGCACAUCUAGAUGAAAUCGUAUUGAGGCAGACAGCGACUCAGCUGGUGAAGGCGUGGCCCGUCUUGGGAGGGCAGCUUUACCGGUCGGGCCUCCCGUAUACACUUUCCACUGGCUCGACUGUCGACCUUGCAAGUCGGACGCUUCCCAAAGGUGCAACAUCCUGGAAGCAUGGCGUGCUCCAGUCUAGAGAAUGCAACCAACCGACGGUUAUUGACGCCCUCGACCCUGAAGAACUGGAUGCUGCUUUCAUCUUCAAUGUACCUGCCAGACCUGCGAAUACAUUCCUCAUCCGCGUCACGCUUCUCCAGGACGCCACCCUACUUUGCUUUGGCAUCAGCCAUCAUCUGGCCGACGGCACUGCCGCCUACGACGUAAUUCGGGCCUAUUGUGACCUGCUCGCGGGUCGGCCUAUCACAUCUCCGCUGCUACCACCCGAUGCUUGUGGUCAUCGAAUGUCCGACCGAGUGAUACUCAACGACGCGCAGGAAAGGUUGGUUCGAUCCAUAACCUAUGCAGAGCAUCUGUCCAACUUCACCAUUGGGUUCUGGUCGAUUCUACUACUGAUAGUGAGAGUGGUCUGGUGUCUACUGCUGCGCAAGCUAUGUCUGCAGGAAACCUUGGAGGAACGGUACAUUUACCUGCCGGAUAACUGGGUAGGCGCCAUGCACAGACGAGCACUCGCUGCUUUCGCCGCCGCGCCUGUGGGUGCCCAGCCGACCAGGAACAACGUCAUUAAUGCAUGGUUCCUCAAAACGGUCUAUGGUCCCCUUCCGAGCAGUCGAGCUGACAUGUAUUUCUAUGGUCCGCUCAGCUAUCGGCGUGUGGUUAAACCUCCCCAGCCAGGGACCUACUGGAUUCAUAACAGCAUCGGGCUAUUGCGGCACAAGCUGUCGGUGUCUCAGAUCCAGAAUGAGCCCGUAGCCAUGCUAGCAGGCAGGCUCCGUUUAGCCAGCUUGCGAUAUACCUCUCCGGCGUCCAUCAAGGCGUUCCUGCGCAUGUGCGAGGAUCAUGUGUCGCAAUGGAUGUUGCCUAAAAUUCCCGCGAAGGGAAGGAUGCCGAUGGUUAUGAUCACCACGUGGACAAGUUUCGAUUUCUCAAGCCUGGACUUUUCUGGAGCUGCAUGCGAUCAGAGCAAACCAGUCAGAGUUCUCUUCGUGCACCCCCUUGUGCGGAGCCUACGACAGGGAGUGUGGCCAUCGGCAUAUACGCUGAAGUGUGCGCAGGAAGGUGGGUACUGGCUGCGAGCCUGGAACACUCCAUCGGGAUGGAAGGAAUCCAGUCAAAUGGUGAAUGUCGAUGCUCUAUGA
Messenger RNA from Aspergillus tubingensis, 1389 nucleotides. RefSeq names its product ferric reductase NAD binding domain family protein. The transcript is spliced from 2 exons. Bases 1 to 1389 code for a protein of 462 amino acids. Lineage: Eukaryota; Fungi; Ascomycota; Eurotiomycetes; Eurotiales; Aspergillaceae. The record is from RefSeq and is a predicted model, not a curated record.